UAUGCUUCUGGUAGCGGAGAGAUUAGAGGGACCAUUCAACAUUGAAUCAGUCAUGGAUCCUAUUGAUGUCAAGAUUUCUGAAGCCAUCAUGAACAUGCAAGAAAACAGCAUGCAGGUGUCAGCAAAGGUUUUCCAAGGAUGUGGCCAACCUAAACCAGCACCUGCCCUGAGAUCUUCCCGUUCUGUCCCUGAGAACUUCAACACCCGGUUUAGACCAUAUAACCCAGAGGAGCGACCUACAACUGCUGCUGGCACAAGUUUGGACAGGCUGAGGACUAUCUGGAGGACAAUGCAACAUGGUGUGACAGACAUUAAAGAGAAGCUAAAGCUCUCUAGGAAGUUCUGGUCGGCGCUGCCCUACACGAUCUGCAGGGACGAGCGGGUGACGGCCGGUCCGUCGGUGGAGGAGGACUGCUGGAACGGCCACACCAAGGCCAGAUACUUGCCUGAGAUAAUGAAUGAUGGCUUGACCAACCAGAUCAACAAUCCAGAAGUAGAUGUGGACAUCACAAGGCCAGACACCUUCAUUCGACAGCAAAUCAUGGCCUUGCGUGUCAUGACUAACAAACUGAAGAAUGCCUACAAUGGGAAUGAUGUCAACUUCCAGGAUACGAGUGACGAAACCAGCGGCUCAGGCAGCGGGAGUGGCUGCACAGAUGACAUCUGUCCCACCGAGUUCGACUUCGUCACCACCGAGGCGCCGCCGGUCGACUCGGACAGGAGGGAGGUGGAGGCUUCAGCCACACGGCCUGGCUGGUCACUGCAGACAUUGCUCGUCACCUGCCUCACUCUUGUACUGCAGAGACAGUGGAGAUAAUCCUGGCUCUAGUCAGAGAAACUGUGUUUUAGCUGCAGAAACAGCCAACUCUCUUCUUUUCUUAUCUCUUGGACUCUUGGACAGUGGACCACGCCACAAACACUUGCAGUUUUCUACAAGACAGCAGAAUUGCAACCUGCUUCCCAUUUUAGUUUUCCCAAAGAGUACCAGGUGCCAGACUGAACUGCUUCCUGCUUUUUUCAGAUAUCUCUGAAGACAAUAUCCACUCUUGAGAGAAUUCUUUCUCAAUUCUUUAUUACAGGAGACUUUCUGAGCUUCAUUUCCUUUUAUGCUGCAAAAGGGAAAAAGGAUCUUACAGUAUGUGUUUUUCCCCAGUGAAAAAAGACAGGGGAAGAAACCAAGAAAGUUUUCUUUCUGAAUCAAGCCUGACUCAAGGCUGCUGCAUUUCAACAAAAUAUC
Messenger RNA from Oenanthe melanoleuca, 1237 nucleotides. RefSeq names its product glypican 6 (gene GPC6). Gene Ontology annotation, cellular component: cell surface; extracellular region; synapse. The transcript has 6 exons. The coding region runs from base 2 to 817 and encodes 271 amino acids. Gene Ontology annotation, biological process: cell migration; regulation of protein localization to membrane; regulation of signal transduction. Lineage: Eukaryota; Metazoa; Chordata; Aves; Passeriformes; Muscicapidae. The record is from RefSeq and is a predicted model, not a curated record.